GCCACGUAAGGGAAAUAUUGGCGAUAUUUAAUGAUUUCUGAUUUUUUGAACUAAACUAACUAGACUUGUAAGUAUAUUUUAUAUAAAAAGGGGUGACACAAAGAGAGGGCGCGACACAGUAUAAAGCUUUCUACUGGUUCUCCUGUGAUGGCUUCAUCGGCUUCGGACUUUUUGGGCUGGAAAGGUGGUUUAGAUAGCGAUGAGGUAAAACUUGAUCGAGUCUUUGGUGGAUAUGGUUCCGGAAUCGCUAACUUUGGUGAAAAGCUAAGUGUAAGUUUACCAAAAUAUAUUGAAGGAGCUAUCGAGGUGGGAAAGGUAAUCAAUCAUGCAGUUAUUGCAGUUUUAACUGGUAACAUUGCAUUUCUUGUCGAGGAUAUUGUUACUUAUGCUGGAGCUGCUAGACAUUGCAAAGCUGAGUGCAAAAGACUUAGUGAACAAUUUAAAAUAGCUCGUGAUUCGGCAAAAGAAUUAUUGGAUAAGUUAGCAGAGAAUCCAAAAGAAAUAGAAGAUAAAAGUUUUGGUUCUGCUUUAAAAGCUUUUGCUAUCGUACUAGAAGAUGGUAGAGCUGUAGUUAAACAACAUGCAGAAGCAAAAUAUGGAUUAAAAAUCUUUUAUGCAAAGAAAUUUGCGGCAGAGUUUCAAGAUAUAGAAGAAAGGUUAGAUCAAGCAUGUAGUCGACUUAAUUUUGCAAUUAAUAUUCGACAUUUUGUCAAUUCACAAGAAUUGGAAGAAACUCAUAAAACGUGGCAUGAAGAAGACAAGAUCGCUUUUGCUCAAAUAAAUAAUAUGGUCAAAGAAACUCUAGAAGAAAUUCGCGGUUAUAAACAUGCAAAAAAUGCACCAUCACUUUUAGGCACUAGAAUAAAUUCAAAUGAAUUAUCUGAUUUUGAACGAUAUAAAACAGAUAGAUUAUUUACUGCAAUUUAUCAUACUGUAAAUGAAUUUACUCGAAAACCAAAAGAUUUUAAAGUAGUUAUUAAAGUGACGUUGGCAAGAGAAUCAGUUAGCGAUGAAGUUUCACAAUUCGCAUUGGAAGUAGCUUAUUUACAAAAAUUAGCUCCCUCCCCAAAUAUUAUCGAUCUAAUCGGAGUUACCACACUUAGAGGGAAUAUGGCAUUGGUUUUAGAUUAUUGUGAACAUGAAGACUUGCAGGCUUUUAUCGCAUCUGGUAAUUUGAAAGGUGAUUGGGGAAAGAAACGAAGUAUAGCUUUGGGAAUAGCUCAGGGUAUGGCAUUUCUUCAUAAAGCUGGAAUAUUGCAUAAAUAUAUAAAUAGUGCGAAUAUUCUUCUGGAUAAAUAUUUUCGGGCUAAAAUAACUAACUUCCGAAAAUCUCGUUGGUCUAAUGGAGGAAGUCUGAGAUUAAUUGAUUCUUUUGAAGAACAAAUUCGUUGGACAGCUCCAGAAAGGCUUGGAGAUAAUGUAGCAAUUUUUACAGAAGAAUGUGAUAUAUAUUCUUUUGGAGUCGUAUUUUACGAAAUUGUAUCCGAAAAAUUUCCUUGGCAAGGGUUUCAAUUGGAUCAUGUAUAUCAUUUAAGAAAAGUUGAAGGAAAAGAAUUAAAAUUACCGCAUAACAUGCCACCAUCAAUUUCUAGCGUUUUUACAAAUUGUACGUGUCUAGUUCCAAAACGUAGAUUUAAAACUACGGAAAUCAUUGAUCAUCUUGAGGUAAUCCGACCUGAAUGUUUGGAAAAUACAUCUUAUGCUCCAGGAGAAGAUCCGGAUGGUAUUGAUUUAGGACUUGAUGAACUAAUAAAAGAAGAAGAAGAAAGAUAUUUACAUGUCAGAUCUACACGCAAUCUCGAGGUACCUUCCGAUUUUUCUGAAGAAGAAGAAAUUGAGCCUACAUUAGAUGAAAUAUUAGAGAAAGCGAAUAAUUAUCAUCUACUUCGUGAUUAUGCCAAAGCAAGAGAAGAAUAUAUAAAAGUUAUGGAUGACUUUCCACAUGCUUUAUUCCGAUUAGGAGAAUAUUACUUUUUUGGUAAGGGAGUAGAUAAAGACAUUCCAAAAUCAAUCGAAUAUCUCGAAAAAGCAGUAGAAGGUGGAGAUGGAGAUGCUAUGGAUAUGAUAGGAUAUCUUUAUUUAACAGGGCAAGGAUUAACUAGGGAUAGAAUUAAAGCUGUAAAAUAUUUUAAGAAAGCAGUCGAUAAAAACAUUCCUCAUGGAAUGUAUCAUUUAGGGGUUUGUUAUCAUAAGCCUUACGGAGGAUUGAAAAGGGAUGUGGAAGAAUCUAAAAGAUUAAUUUUGAGAGCGGCAAGUUUGGGAAUUGAUGAAGCUCAAAAGUAUGCUCAUCAACAACAUUGGGAUACGUGAGUGCAUAAUUAUUUAUAUUAUUACAUAUUCAGGGUUAGAGCUACCGCUAUAGGCAAAAAUUUCCUAUUGUAUAAAUUAUUUCACUGUAAAUUUUUUUAUAAUAGUAAAAAAUUUAUAAUAUUUAUAUAUAUAUAUAUUUAUUUAUUGUUAGUUUUAAUAUUUAUUGAUUGGUGACC
Molecule: messenger RNA, 2486 nt
Organism: Rhizophagus irregularis DAOM 181602=DAOM 197198
Lineage: Eukaryota; Fungi; Glomeromycota; Glomeromycetes; Glomerales; Glomeraceae
Source: RefSeq, a predicted model, not a curated record